Drosophila innubila is the source of this 2470-nucleotide messenger RNA. It is a transcript of the gene Vps26, whose product is annotated as vacuolar protein sorting-associated protein 26. Gene Ontology annotation, biological process: intracellular protein transport; retrograde transport, endosome to Golgi. NCBI's taxonomy places the organism in Eukaryota, Metazoa, Arthropoda, Insecta, Diptera, Drosophilidae. The record is from RefSeq and is a predicted model, not a curated record. The transcript has 2 exons. Gene Ontology annotation, cellular component: endosome; retromer complex. The coding region runs from base 324 to 1955 and encodes 543 amino acids.
GUCGAUACGUUUUGGGAAAAAAUUUUUUACACACCAGCAGCAGCCAGCACACACACACAAAAACGCCCAAUAAAUUACAGUUGCAGGCAAGGCAAAAAGGCAGCACACAGGCAAAAAAAAAAUAGUUUUAUAACAAAUUCAUCGGGGUGACAAACAAACAUCAACGAGCAACAGCAACAAACAUAACAUUCCAAUAAGCAGAGUUGCAGCCUACUCUGCGCCAGCCUGUCAGUGUAACCAAAGUGUAACAACAACUACAACCACCACAGCAACAACAACAACACACGCAAAAAAAGAAAAACAACAAUUCAUAUUUAUCAAUUAUGAAUUUCUUGGGCUUUGGCCAAUCAGCCGAAAUUGAAAUUGUUUUUGAUGGCGCUGAGAGCAGGAAAACCGCUGAGGUGAAGGGCGAAGAUGGCAAAGUGGAAAAGAUGCUGCUCUUUUACGAUGGCGAAACAGUAUCCGGCAAGGUAAACGUUACGCUGAAAAAGCCGGGCAGCAAACUGGAGCAUCAGGGCAUUAAGAUUGAGUUUAUUGGACAAAUCGAAUUAUUUUAUGAUCGGGGCAAUCAUCAUGAAUUCAAGUGCCUAUCCAAGGCUCUGGCACGUCCUGGCGAUCUCAUCCAGAACAAUAGCUAUCCCUUUGACUUUCCCAAUGUGGAGAAACAGUUCGAGGUCUAUGCUGGCUCCAAUGUCCGAUUGCGAUACUUUCUGAGGGCGACAAUUGUGCGACGACUGAGCGAUAUAACGAGGGAGGUGGACAUUGCGGUGCAUACGCUGUGCAGUUAUCCGGAAAUGAAUAAUCCCAUCAAGAUGGAGGUUGGCAUCGAGGAUUGCCUGCACAUUGAGUUCGAGUACAACAAGAGCAAAUAUCAUUUAAAGGAUACAAUAAUUGGUAAAAUCUAUUUUCUGCUUGUUCGCAUCAAGAUCAAACAUAUGGAGAUUGCGAUCAUUAAACGCGAAUCAACCGGAACCGGACCGAAUGUCUUCAAUGAGAACGAAACGAUUGCGAAAUAUGAGAUAAUGGAUGGAGCGCCGGUUAAGGGUGAGAGUAUACCAAUAAGGGUAUUCCUUGCCGGCUACAAUUUAACACCAACGAUGCGGGAUAUUAAUAAGAAGUUUUCGGUCAAGUAUUUUUUGAAUCUGGUGCUGAUGGAUACGGAGGAUCGUCGGUACUUUAAGCAGCAGGAGAUUGUGUUGUGGCGCAAAGCGGACAUACCACGCUACCAUGCCACCCAGCAGCAGCAGCAUCAACAGCAAUCCCAUCACCAGCAUCAGCAUGUGCCGCUCCAUGCACCACCCCACUUGGUUAGCGGUCCGGCAGCGCCAACAGUUGCCCAUUCCCUCAUCAGCAGCAGCACCGACAGCGAAGGGGCCGCCACAGCAACUGGCAACGUGACUGCCGCAGGAGGAGCAACUGGAGCGGGAACGGGAGCGGCAGUCGGUGCCGAAUCCAAAAUGGGUUUGUUUACACGCGAGAGCCCGAAUCAGGAGUUUAGCCAACAGCAAUUGGACUCCCCACUGCCCAAUUCACCAAUGACGCCCGGCAACGAAAGCAAUAUCAUCGGAGCAGGAGGAUUAGGAGUAGCUUCAGCGGGAACUGUUGCUGGCGAGCGUGAACGUGGCAUGGGCGAUGGAGCUGCGGCGGCAACAACCAGCGCCUCGCCAGUGGCCAUGUUGUCCAGCACGCCGCCACCGUUGCCCAGCAGCGCUGUCGGCGCAGCAGCGGAUGAAUCAAACUUGUUACAGUCGCCAGCACACGGCGAUGGCGAUGGCGAUAACAAUAUGCAAUUGGAUUUGAAUGUGGAUGAGGAGCAUGCCGAACGUCGUACUCCAAUUGAUCCAGAUGAUGAGCUAACGGACGUGGCGUUGCCAUCGCCACCAGCUCCUGCUCCUGCUCCCGCUCCCUCAGCUGCCAAAAAGGUCAACACAGCUGCGCCGCUGAGUGCUGAUUGAGUGACAGCCACGAAACGAUUGCGAUUAUGAUUUCCAGAACAACAACAACUACAGCAGCAACUCAAUGGCUAGCGGGAGCUGGAGAAGCACAUCCAACUAUUUCACAACAGCAACAACAACAACAAUAUGCAUAUAUCAUAUACAUAUUCAUAUAUUUUUUUAAAAAAACGUUAAUUUAAAAAAUUGUUACGAAAAUGUUUUUAUUGAGGUUAUGCGCGCACACAACAACACGUUUCUGUUUUCGAGAACACCCCUCACAAAAAUAAGCAUAAAAGAAAUUCACUGUAGACACCGGCGCUUUGUUACGCUCACUAAAUCUAUCUCACACACACACACAUCAAACACGCUUAGCUCUAUUCGAAAAUUGUAUUAACACUUUGCAAAAUGAAAAUUAUAUUAUAAAUAUUAACUCUAUUGAAUUUCUGUUGUGAUCCUCACUCUCUCAGUCCUAUUUGAACGCCUAGAAAUAUCAUCAGUCAGCAAAAAACAAAAUUAAAACUCAUUCCCCCUUUUUG